AUGUUGAGAAGAACAGCAGCUUCAUCGUCAACUCCUUCACGGAAACCGUCGAAUAACAAGAGGCUCAACACCGCAACCUCCCGAAGUAAGAGCAACCGGAACUCGAAUUAUUCCUUUCUGAAUCCCGCUUUGGCCAUUCUCCUGGUAGCCGUGAUUAUCCUUGGCCUUUCGUGGUACCUCUUUCCUUCGGAGACUUUACAAGUUGAGAAAAAGUUGGAACAAGAGGCACAAUAUGUUGGUCAUCGAGUCGCGGAAAAUGCCAUGAAUGCCGAACACAAUAUGGAGCAUUGGUGGCAAAGUCGUGGGAGUGGUGCUGCUAGUGCGGAUAAUAAUAACAAUGGCAAUAACGGCAAUGAUAAUCCGGGCAUGAAUGCUGCCACGGCACGCAUGAUGGCCCAACCGAGUAAAUGGGUGGAUGGUGAAAAAGCACUCAAGAAACAGCUCAAAGAAUUGCUAGCCAUACAAGAAAAUGGAGAACUGCUGGGAGUGCCAGUGUUGACUCGGUAUUUGGGAGAAGACUUUCCAGCCUGGGUUGGAAAGGAUGUAAAUGAAGAGGAAUGGAAACAAAAUGUAGCAGAUAAAUACAAGGAAAUGAGGGAAGAAGAAGAUGAAUGGAGAAAAGAAAUGAAGAAGAUAAUAGAUACGAAAGUAGAUUUAGUUUGA
This is a messenger RNA of Cylindrotheca closterium, 663 nucleotides long. Lineage: Eukaryota; Bacillariophyta; Bacillariophyceae; Bacillariales; Bacillariaceae. The record is from the annotation of a GenBank genome assembly.